Anopheles bellator is the source of this 3092-nucleotide messenger RNA. RefSeq names its product inhibin beta chain (gene Actbeta). The coding region runs from base 1815 to 2966 and encodes 383 amino acids. Gene Ontology annotation, biological process: SMAD protein signal transduction. Gene Ontology annotation, cellular component: extracellular region. The record is from RefSeq and is a predicted model, not a curated record. Lineage: Eukaryota; Metazoa; Arthropoda; Insecta; Diptera; Culicidae. The transcript is spliced from 2 exons. Gene Ontology annotation, molecular function: cytokine activity; growth factor activity.
ACUGCUCGUAGCCAGUGCAGUCCGAUGUGCCACUAUAGUGAUGGUCCACGGCGGUGACCUCCAACUGCAACCCGUUGGUGCACUGUAUACGAAACCCAUUGAGCACGUCCAACAGACGCGGAGUUUUGUACGUGUACGCUUCGAAGUGACUACCGUUGAUGGCGAAUUUAAACUCCUGCUCCGUGAAACCGAUGGCAAGCUUGAACUGCUGGUCGAUAAUAAAUGGGAAGCCUCCGGAACGUUCUUCUUGGCGGAAACUAGAUGGAUGGAAGAAGGUAGAAAAAGACACAAAAAGCUAAAAGUUAGUACAAGCGGAAUCGGAUUCAACUGGGGGGUUGCGAAAAUCACUUCGCCGUACUUACUCUAGCGCCUCGGUGGCGUGUGAAUUUCGAACAACAACAUAAUGAGGAUCGAAGCGGGGAUUGAAGUGCAAUGCCUGCUUUUUGCUUCCAUUUUCAUGGAACUUUAUGAUAAAUCCCCCGCGAGGGUUGCCAUACGGGACCGCCGUCAGUAUGGUAACAUGUCCUGGUGAGAGGUUUACGAGUUGUAGGCAACGUUACAAUCCGAUCCAAUCAAAGCAAUACUAAUUUUGUUUUUGAGUUUUACCUGGUAAAAAAGGCUUAGGAACGUCGUUGGAGAAAUAGGUCGUAUCGUCGGAUACCUGAAUUGCCGGAAAGGGAAACGGAAACGAUUGACGGUGGUCCACGGCCAACACUUGAUGUACGUCCUGUGUUAUCGUUACGACUUUGAUAUCGCUCAGUUUUCCCUUGAUUGCGAACGAACCAAUGUGUGUGUUGGCUAAUGCAAUAUGAUACUUCUCGUCGCCAACCAGCACAAAGAUGGAAAAUGUGUGGCCUAUACAAACCAGAAAUGGAAAUUUUCAUGCUCCAACAUCCACCAAAAAUGCAUGUCGCAGAUAGCUAGUUCGUGCUUACCGGCAUUCAACGACUGCAGUGCUGUGCGCGAUUCUUCAGUGUUCAGCUGUUCAGCAUCUUGCACCCAGCGGCCAGCAAGUUUUGCCUUCCAAACCAUGCGCUUCUCCUCGAAGCGUAACGAUAGUUGCAGCGGUAUGUCACCGUCAAUCGAUUUUUCCGCUUGAAAGUUGAUGUCCACCCUGAAAGGCGAAAUGCCUUCGUUUACCAAUCAAAACGAAAAAAGUAAGUACAAACCCUCUACCUUUCCGCAUCGUCGAGCGAUUUGACACAAAGAUGGAAAAUGUGGCCUACGGUGACCGGACUAGACAAUGUUCCGGCAAAGGUGGUCAACAUGAUGCUCUGCUGUGGCUACACGGUGUGACUCGCUCAGUGACUCGCUACGUACCGCAAGCAAGUAGGGUUUAUUUGUCUUAUCUUCCAAACUACCUAGCUACUUAUCUCUAACGAUAUCUAGGGCCCGCAAACCAACACUCGCAGAACGAGUCCGGAAGUGUUGAUGGUACAAGUUCGAUUUAAACCGUUGCGUUUUUUUUAAAUUUAUUUAGAGAUGGGCGUCGUUCGUACUUUCAUAUAUGUACAAGUAUAUAUCAACUAAAUUCAUUUGAAUAUUUGAAUAUUCUAAUAUAUUUAUUUUUGCCAUGUAUAGCCCAUGGCCAGGCUUGUACAUUACAUAUCUUCGGCACGAAUAUUAUUCUUAUGAAAUGAUAUUCAGCGAAGGUGGCCGAAGCGUGUAAAUGGUAUUCAAAUGCUCCGUGAUGUGAUAUGUCUGUCUGGCAAUCUAUAACCAUAUUGGUUCGCAACCCAUUUAACUCCCUGUACGUUAUGAUUUUGUAUUCACCAAUGAUCCCGUAAUGGUAAUGUAUCGGCAAACUAGGCGGAAUGGUUUUCGGGCAUCAGUUUUUUACAUUCCCUUCGUUGAACUCGAUCCCUUCGUCGAUGGACAGUACAAUGCGUGUGUACAAUGCCACGCUAUGGAUUCGCUUGGAGCUGAAGAAGAAAACAAAAACGAAGACAAAUAAGGGAAGCACCAGCUCUAACCCGGAGAGCCACUGGAACAUUCACGGUGGUAACAAGGUGCUGAUUCUAUGGGUGUUUCGUAUCAUCAAUAGCUCGAAGCCAACGGAAACGAUGAGCAAGGAGGAGGAGUUUUCCAAACACACCGAGAUGAUAGCCAAGCACACGAUUCCGUUGGAUUCGGGUCUUGGCUGGCAGCAGAUCGAUCUGACCGGUGCCGUACGUCAGUGGCACGGUGAGAAGCGCAAUAACAGCCUAAAACUGUUUGUCGACUGCUCCGGGUGCGGUAACAGGAUCCACUUAUACAUCUUCGAACACGCGGCACACCACCACGGGAGCCGAAAAAAGACAUUCUUGAUGAAAGACGGGACAGCUACCGAAGGAUCGGUUGCUACGCUUGUCGAUACGCUGAAGUAUCGCAAAAACCAGGAGCGGAAAGGAUCACCGUACGGCGAAGUCGCAGAUGACGACUACAAUCGGCCGCAUCUUUUCGUGAGCUUGGCCACGUCUCAGGUGCGCCGGUUACGCCGCCGGGCGCUGGACUGUACAGGAGCGCCCAACGAGCAGUGCUGCAAACAAAAGUUCUACGUCGACUUCAAAGCACUGAAGUGGGACGAUUGGAUUAUACGGCCGCACGGGUACUACGCGAACUACUGCAAGGGUAGCUGCCAUCUAGCUGACAAGUUUUCGUCCGAGUACCACUAUGUGAUUGAUCAGUACCGGCGCCAGAGCGGCAACGGGGCCAGCAGUUCGGGGCUAGGUAAAGGCCACCACAUGGGCAACAUUGCUGGCAGUGACGGUAUGGCUGGAAUCGGUGCACCAAUCGGUGGCAGUGGCGUCGGAAGUAGCGGAGGUGGGGGACGACGUAGCGACGGCGGAUUCGGCUUGGCGGGAAUCCAUCAGUGUUGUGCCCCGGUGAAGUACUCGCCGAUGUCCCUCAUAUUUUAUGGCCCCGACGGACGCAUCAUCAAGCAAGACCUGACCAAAAUGAUCGUCGAAGAAUGUGGAUGUCCCUAAAACGGAACUCAUGCUUAAACUAAACCUAACCUAUUCUAAGAACUCCCGCUGGGGACUUUAAACAAGAAUUUUGCUUACCGAAUAUGCAUUGCUGCAUUUGGAAAUAAACGCUUAAUCGACUUUCCC